AUGGGAGACCUGCUGGAGCGACUGAUUUUCCUGGUGAUUGGACUCGCUUGGGCCUGGCUGUGGUGCAUCACUAUUGUGGUUCGUCUGAUUCUAACUGGCCCAAAGAAGCUCUUCUAUAAGAAGGUGUCCACAGCACCCCCAGCAAGGUUGUCUGACCCUGCUUAUGGACAGCACAACUUCAUCAACAUUGGGCCAAUCAAAUUACAUUAUGUUGCCAGUGGACCCAGUGAGGCACCUCUUAUGUUACUGUUGCAUGGAUUCCCAGAAAUAUGGUACUCCUGGCGCUACCAGAUCAAGGAGUUCCAGAAGGACUUCCGAGUGGUAGCAGUCGACAUGAGGGGCUAUGGUGAGUCAGACAGACCUCAGGGAGUUCAGCAGUACCGGAUGCCACUUCUUGUUGAGGAUGUUCGCCUGCUCAUUGAGGCUCUGGGUUUCAAGUCAUGUGUCUUGGUAUCACAUGACUGGGGCGGGGCUGUGGCCUAUGCCUUUGCUGCAGCUCACCCAGAAAUGGUGGAGAGGCUCGUGGUCAUGAACAUCCCUCCUGUGGGCAUCUGGCGAGAUGGUUUCACCGACCCCAGUAAACCAGUCCAGUUUCUGGCUUCUGGGUAUAUUUAUGAGUUCCUGCUGCCGUAUUUCCCAGAAUUCCAUGCUAGCCUCGAGGAUUUGAAGUUCUUGGAAAUGGCCUACAUUGGCAAGAAGUUUGGGGUUCGCUCUGGUCUGAUGACGGAAGAGGAUGUGGAAUGUUACAAGUAUUAUUUUAGACAACCAGGGGCCAUGACUGCUGGUAUUAACUACUAUCGGGCCAACCUUGGAGUUCCUCCGUAUCGCCACCCACUCAAGUACCCUAUGCCAGUUAAAAUUAUCUGGGGCUGCCAGGAUUCUGCAGUGACCUUGACCCUGCUUGAGGACACCAUCAAGGCCAUCCCCCACGCUGACGUGACUAGAAUCGAGGAGUCCAGCCACUGGGUGCAGAUGGACCAGCCAGAGAAAGUGUGUCAGAGUAUCCGACAGUUUCUCCAGGCAACUGGUUACAACGCUUCCAAAUGA
This is a messenger RNA of Candidula unifasciata, 1047 nucleotides long. NCBI's taxonomy places the organism in Eukaryota, Metazoa, Mollusca, Gastropoda, Stylommatophora, Geomitridae. The record is from the annotation of a GenBank genome assembly.